AUGGUGCAGAAUGAUAUGGAUGAGGCUCAAAUCGAACAAGAUGCAUUCGAGAAGACUGAGGAUAGGAAGCGAGCACGGGAGAGUUUUGUUGGUAGUCAAUCGAGUAAUGGACAACCACCCAAGCAUCGCAAGACGCAGUCAGGAUCGAGCAGUGCCCCCGCUACAUCUCAAAGGCAGAGCACCCCACCUUGUAUCUUCUGUGGCAAGGCUCAUAGAGUUUAUGAGUGCCUAAAGUGUCACAAUCGUUGUUAUAAGUGUGGUCAACGUGGACAUCUUAAGGUAGAUUGCACCAAUGGAGCAGGAUCAGCGUUUGCAGCAGCGUCUACUCCUGCAGCUCCAUGGCAGGAUCAUGGCAAUACGGUGCACCCUUCGUCUGGAGGUCCAUCAUCAUCCCAUCAAGUGAAAGAGGUGCACCAAACAACUGACAGACGCGCCUACAUGAUGACACGUCAGGAGGAUGAUCAGUCGGCUGACGUGGUCGCAGUGUAG
Molecule: messenger RNA, 489 nt
Organism: Ananas comosus (pineapple)
Lineage: Eukaryota; Viridiplantae; Streptophyta; Magnoliopsida; Poales; Bromeliaceae
Exons: 2
Coding region: 1-489 (162 amino acids)
Molecular function (GO): nucleic acid binding; zinc ion binding
Source: RefSeq, a predicted model, not a curated record